UCAUCUUGAUUUCUGACAGGAAGACAGAUGGAAAGCCUGCCUGAUGCUGCUGCCUUUGCAACUCACCUUAAAAACACUCUGAUCCGGUACCACGGCCUUGGCGAUGACGAGUGGCGAGUUGUGAAGAAAGCGAAAGAUGUAACAGUUUGGAGAAAGCCCUCAGAGGAAUUUAAUGGAUACCUCUACAAAGCCCAGGGCGUUAUAGAGGACACCGUCAACGCCAUCGUGGACCACAUCCGCCCGGGGCCCUGUCGCUUGGACUGGGACAGUUUAAUGACAUCCCUGGACAUUUUGAAGCACUUUGAAGAGAACUGCUGUGUGAUGCGCUACACCACCGCUGGCCAGCUCUGGAACGUCAUCGCCCCCAGGGAGUUUGUUGACUUCUCCUACACUGUGGGCUACGAGGAAGGACUUUUGUCCUGUGGGGUAAGUCUGGACUGGAGAGAAAAGAGGCCAGAAUUUGUUCGUGGAUACAACCAUCCUUGUGGUUGGUUCUGUGUUCCGCUCAAGGACCGUCCACACCAGAGUCUCCUGACGGGCUACAUUCAGACAGACCUGCGUGGGAGGAUACCUCAGUCCGCGGUGGACACCGCCAUGGCCAGCACGCUGGCCAACUUCUACGGAGACCUGCGGAGAGCCCUGCAGAGCCCCUAACAGGCUCACGCCUGCAC
This is a messenger RNA of Ochotona princeps (American pika), 671 nucleotides long. RefSeq names its product StAR related lipid transfer domain containing 4 (gene STARD4). Gene Ontology annotation, molecular function: cholesterol binding; cholesterol transfer activity. NCBI's taxonomy places the organism in Eukaryota, Metazoa, Chordata, Mammalia, Lagomorpha, Ochotonidae. The transcript is spliced from 5 exons. Gene Ontology annotation, cellular component: endoplasmic reticulum; cytosol. Gene Ontology annotation, biological process: cholesterol transport involved in cholesterol storage; cholesterol import; intracellular cholesterol transport. Bases 28 to 654 code for a protein of 208 amino acids. The record is from RefSeq and is a predicted model, not a curated record.